This is a messenger RNA of Pocillopora verrucosa, 3360 nucleotides long. The record is from RefSeq and is a predicted model, not a curated record. NCBI's taxonomy places the organism in Eukaryota, Metazoa, Cnidaria, Anthozoa, Scleractinia, Pocilloporidae.
AUGAGGUUGCCUUCUGAUGCAAUGCUUCUGAUACAGGAUUUUCUCCUGACAUCUUGUGUGAACACUGCACCUGAGCCACAUAUGGAUGACAGAAGGGAGAUACAGACUACAGGAGAGUCAACUUUCAACACUUUAACUGCAUUGCACAGACCUGAAAAUGAACCAGCAAUGUCAGCUUUUUAUUCUUCUCAAGAAACACCUACUCAACCAGAAAAACCAGCCAAGUGUAUGCCCAGUGGUUCUUCAGCUUCUUUUCCUGCAAAUGAGGCUUGUUCAAAUAUUCCUCACUCCAGGUCUUCUGCAACAGGAAAAAGACGUAGAAAGAGGAGAAUGUUCCCUGGCCGCAGUAACUGGGAUUGUAAACAACCCAAAGUUGCUUUUGUGGACACAGCAGUAAAACAAGGCAGACCAAAAAAUGAGGUAUUGGAAGAAUUAGGAGACGAAAUUGGUGAAAAGUGGAUGAAGCUUGGGCGUCGCUUGGAGGUCAAGGAGCCAAAACUACAGAAUAUAAAACAAAGAUAUGAGGAGCUGAGUGAGAGAGGAUACCACAUGUUAAUGCACUGGAAACAGGAGAAUGGUCGUGAAGCAACGUAUCAAAUUUUGAAUUCUGCAUUACGGCAUAAACUCGUGCAGCGCAAAGACUUAGCAGAACGAAUUUGUUGUGAAUAUGACCGCCUUCCUGGGAACAGUUUUGAUGUUACAAUUUGUCGGAAAAAACUUGCAGAGCAUUACAAGAGAACCGCCACGGUGCCAACCUCUGUGUGGUCCAAAAACGAUACCCUGGAUAUUCACGCGAUCUACACUCGACUGUCCUUGGUGAAAGUGAAACAAACCCCAGCUGGAAAAUCACAGCCUGAGCUGAAUCACUACACUGAUGUGUUCACUGAAACAAAGAACGGAUUGCCAUCAAACAGGAUACUCGUGCAAGGACAGACUGGAAUAGGGAAGAGCAUGUUUGUGAAGAAACUGGCUAUGGACUGGGCUGAACUGGACGAAAACAGGUUGACAGAUGAACAGAGAGCUAUCCUGAAGAAGUUCGAGCUUGCUGUUAUUAUUGAUCUCACAAAGGUAUCUAAAUACCAAAACCUCAGAGAUAUCAUAAGCGCUUCCAAUAUUUUUGCCGAUGAGGACACAGCCAUGACGGACGACCUGCUGCGUUACAUCACCCGCAACCAAGAGAAAGUUCUCCUAGUUUUCGAUGGAUACGACGAAUAUUGUUUCGGAAGUAACUCUGAAAUCUUUGAGAUAUUCAAAAGAAACAAGCUAAGAAACUGUUGUGUGUUGAUAACAACUCGAAUUUCCAGAGCUGAUGAGCUGAAACAAUAUAGGGACUUGCAUGCUGAGAUCACUGGGUUCAGCGAAGAGGACAGAAACUCCUUUAUGAUCACAAUGCUUGGUGGCAAAACACAAGCAAUAGCGCUAUGGGAUCAUCUCAACGAGCGAAAGCUGGACGAUCUGGCGAGAGUUCCGCUACUUCUCCUGUUCUUUUGCACUCUGUGGAAAAAGGAAAAGUUACAGAGUUUUCCUGACUCGAAGGCAAAAUUGUACUUUGCGAUCGUCCAGUGCGUUUUGGAUCAUAAUGAAGGAAAAUGUUCUCCUACUAACUUUCGCGAAGUUAAAGACUUUAAAGAUGUUCUGGCUAAAAUCGGAAAAGUGGCUCUAGAAUGUCUGCUAAAGAACGAUCAUGUAUUCGAAUAUGAUCAACUGUCUACUGUCAUCCUUUGUGAAAAGAGUCAGAUUAUAGGCUUAUUUCAACUCAGUGAGUACACAGAAAAUGUUCGACCAGCAAAGAUGGUGUCUUUUAUUCACAAGAGCAUUCAAGAGUUCCUAGCAGCAUGGUAUAUCACCAACCAAUGUGUCACUCAAGGAAAUCUCGGUGAAAUUAACGACCGCGCCCGAACUUUGGACAAGUGCAGGUCCUUGGAAAAUGUCUUUCAGUUUAUUUGCGGUUUGUCUGAUGAUGGAGCAGUGAAGGUUUUUGAACACUUGAGAUCGGUUAGAAUCUCUGACCCAAAUCUGGAUUUAUCGAAGACAAUGCCCUAUGAACAAAGUGAGACAGAUGUAACAUUAUGUGACGUCACUGUCGAGCAGAGGAGCUUCUUGCACCUUGUGUACGAUUCAUUCGAUGAGGUUGAAUCCAAAACUGAACUUUUUAGACAUUGUUUAAAUUGUACCGAUGGGAUCAUCUUACUUUUGAAAUAUGUAAGAUCAAUUUUUGACUUUGUGCCGAGACGGAAAAUUUUAAAUGAAGUUUUGGUUCGUGGUGUAGUGUGGGAUGAUUACUGGUGGAGUUGGAAAAUGACAGAACUGUGUGAGUCCCUUCAGUUUCUCAAUUGCUUAGACAUUCCGCUGAAAACAUCUGAGAAUUCAGCAGCUGUUUCAGUUUUUGAAUUUUUAAGUAAAUUCGAAGCAGUCAGAUGUGACAAUUGUACUUUUUGUUGCAUUCUUCAUUUCCACAGAGGCCAGUCACUGUUUUACUUCACUGAAUUGUCAUUGAGGUGUGAUGACCAUGCAAGACUAUUCACUGAGAAUUUUACUCAAUCUCCUUCCACCAGUUUGUGUUUCGAGCCGUCAUCUCUGAAAUUUCUUAGAUCUCUGCAAAUUGGUUUACACGUUAACGAGCACAUAGUGCGCUGUUUUAGUACAAUAAUUAGAGACUGUAAGAAUUUCGAAAGCAUCGGAUUGAAGGCGUUAAAUGAGAGUGCUUUUGAAUGUCUAGAACAAAUACCAAAUCCUCUCACGUGUCGGUUGAAGCUGGGAAUUACGUUGCGUGUGAAAUCGUCUGAAAUAUUAAAGCUCGCUGGUUUGUUACCAAGGUUUAACAACCUCAUCACAUGUAGUAUUGAAUUGGAUAACUCCUGCUGUUCUGAAGCAGAAAACAAACUGUUUUCUAGCAUCACGCACAAGACUAUUGUGAAACUGGAACUGUGGAACAUCAGAUUGACUUCGGCAACAGCCGCGGCACUCGGUCGGUCACUUCCUGAAAUGUCGUCUCUAAAGAGACUCUCGUUAAAAGGGAGGAACUCGAGCACCGUACAAGAGAAGGAAAUUAAGGCACUAUUUGGCGGAUUGAACAAAAUAUUUCCGGCUUUAAAAAUUUUAAAACUCUCUUCUUUCAGUUGCAGAGGUUGUCUCGCUCCAUUGAUUGGGCGUCUUAACUUCUUUCCCAACUUAUGGUUCGUUGAGCUUAGUUAUUCAAAUUUGGGUAAGGGGGACUUGCGUGGUUUGUUGGAUGGUUUGAGAUCCAUUCCUGAUCUAAUGAGACUGUGGCUACAAGGCAAUCCGCUGGGAGAAAAAGACAGGGUGAAAUCUAUCGUGAAACAAGCACUACCUCAGGUUGAAUUUUUAUAUUACAAAUAA